AUGUCAGUCAAGCUCAGUGAAUUAGUCUCUCAUUUAAUAACGGAUAGCCGCAACGACCCUUCGGAAGUUGAGAUGCAGACGAUAGUGAAUGCAGUUGAGCGGGUGGCUGGUGCCGAUAUAGUGUUACGUCUUCAGAUCGAACAGAAAAUGAGAAACUACACAAAGAAAAUUGUUCCUGACAACGAGAUCAUUAACUGUUUGACACUUACUAACUUUGUUGUACAGAACUCGCCGACUUUUCGAACACAAGUCUGUGAGUUAUCAUUCGUUGGGCUUCUCCAACAAGUCGGGAAGAUGAAGAAACUCCACAAUGAGACAAACGACGUUGAGGACAAGGUGAGAGAGUUAAUUGCAGUGUGGGGGACGUUUUAUCCGUGUGAGUUGUCGGAGUACAACGUGUUAUAUCAAAAAUACUGUGCGCGAAAAAUCAUCAAUCCACACACACAACCAACGACAUUUUUACCAUCACAAAUCAUUCAGUUAAUUCCUCACGUGGAGCAUAACUUAAGAAAUAUUUCGAGAGCUCUAGAGACGGGGUAUGGUGAUCUUGACAAUAUCUAUAUGUAUGCAUUCAAGAUAUCGAAAAAAUAUGAACAAUCGUGUUCGAAGUGUCUCGGAGACAAAGGAAGGUAUGACCCAGACAGUUUUGCGGAGUGUGUAGCUAUCGGAAAACGGCUGGCGGAGGCUUUAAAACAAUUGAAGACGAUGAUAGACAAACCGGCUGGUGUUGUCAGGAAGCAAAAAGGUUUAAGAGAUGAUAAACAAGAACCCCGAGCAAUUGUAAACAAGUUAAUGAAGCCAAAGGCACAAAUUGACUUUACAAUGCCCACACAGAAGAACUCAAUGGCGACGAAAGUGCAAAUGAAAAAGCACGUGGGUGGGAUGUUAGUAUCGCACAGCUAUGUUAUCCCAGAAGUUGGGCUGAAAGAGAAACAAACACCACUUGUAAGAGACGAAGUCGACUUCCAGACAAGGUCGUCACCGUUUGCGGUUCCAACGUGUACAUCAACAAUGAACAACAAUGCCCAGUCGCCCGACGUCUUUGCUUUUGACGAGGACUUAUGA
Molecule: messenger RNA, 1065 nt
Organism: Entamoeba invadens IP1
Lineage: Eukaryota; Evosea; Mastigamoebida; Endamoebidae
Exons: 3
Coding region: 1-1065 (354 amino acids)
Source: RefSeq, a predicted model, not a curated record